Messenger RNA from Kogia breviceps (pygmy sperm whale), 1867 nucleotides. RefSeq names its product calcium and integrin binding family member 3 (gene CIB3). Gene Ontology annotation, biological process: calcium ion homeostasis. Gene Ontology annotation, molecular function: calcium ion binding; magnesium ion binding. Lineage: Eukaryota; Metazoa; Chordata; Mammalia; Artiodactyla; Physeteridae. The record is from RefSeq and is a predicted model, not a curated record.
UAUGUGUGCACAUAGGUUUUCAUUUCCCCUGGACAAAUACCCAGGAAUGGGAUUGCUGAGUCAUGUGUAAGUGUAUGUUUAACUUUAUAAAAAACUGCCAACCCAUUUUCCAUAGUGGCUGUACCAUUUUGCAUCACACCCGCAAUGUGUAAGAGUUCCAGUUGCUCCAUAUCUUUGUCAACACUUGGUAUUGUCAGUUUUUUUCCCCAAAAAAAUCAUCUUCAGGGGGGGUCUUUAAAGCUUGAUCAUAAUAACAUUUUGCAAGAUGGCUUCACACACUGGGGCAAAGUAUGGAAGCUGAGGCAGUGGCCAGAGGAGUCUUGUGGGAGGAACUGCAAUGGUCCAGGCCAGGGAGAGUGGGGAUGAGGGAAGGGGAAGACUCAAGAGUGAUUCAGAGGGCCUGGGGUAUGGGGCUGGAACUGGCUGAGCAGGAGAGGAAAGUGGAAGGAGGCCAGAUCCAGAGUGAGAAGGGCAGGGAGUGCCAGGCUGGGAACUUUCAACUCCCAGAUUUUCUGCCCAAGAGGAUUCUGAGUCUUAAUAAGGUUGGGAGCUGCUACACUGUAUUUACCCCUUGAGGGUGCAUGGUGCACAUUAACAUAUUAAAGCCUCUGACAAGUCCUGCAAUAAAGAACUCUGGCGUUAUUUAACCCAAACUUAGACAUUGGAUUGCUUUUCUCAAGCCAUAGCAUCACCCUCAUCAUCAUCUCCAAUGCAGACCUCAUCUAGCUUGUUUACCAUUAUGUGCCUAGAACUUGCUUGUAAACAGUGGUCAAAUAUUUUUGGGGGGAGUUGUAUUAAUGAUCUCAUUAGAUCUUCUGAACAACUCUAUGAGGUAGGUACUAAUAUAAUUUCUAUCUUACAAACAAGGCUCAGAGAGGCCAGAUGACUUGCCUAAGGCCACACAACUAGUGGGUAAAGAGCUGGAAUUUGACCUGGGGUGUGCUGGCAGCCUCUCCACCACCCUGCCCAUCUCUCAAAGGUGCCCCAUACCCUCGGUCUCACCUGGUGGUGGCAGACGUGCUCUCCCCACUGAGGGCUACCCUGUGACCUCCCAAAGCCCUUCUCCUUGCUCUGGUGGCCGUGGACAUACUCAGGCUGUUGCCCAGAGAGCUUGGCUGUAACUUGAGUCUCACCCAGGCUGGGGGUGAUGAGGAGGGUGGGCAGGUGACAACCAGGGCAGGGAGAUUUGCCCGGACACUGGUACACAGCAGCCUGCCGACCGGUGUGGCCCCGAGGAGUUUGGGGGCUUUGGGAGCUUGUUCCAGAGUCCUGGCAGUGGUCUUCACCAUGGGCAACAAGCAAACAGUCUUUACUCAUGAGCAGCUGGAAGCAUAUCAGGACUGCACCUUCUUCACGAGGAAGGAAAUCAUGAGGCUCUUCUAUCGCUACCAGGACCUUGCCCCCCAGCUUGUCCCUCUCGACUAUACCAGCUACCCUGAUGUGAAGGUUCCCUACGAGCUCAUUGGCAGCAUGCCUGAGCUGAAGGACAACCCUUUCCGUCAAAGGAUCGCCCAGGUCUUCUCGGAGGAUGGGGAUGGCCACAUGACCUUGGACAACUUCUUGGACAUGUUUUCUGUGAUGAGUGAAAUGGCUCCCCGCGACCUCAAAGCCUACUACGCUUUUAAAAUUUAUGACUUUAACAAUGAUGGCUACAUCUGUGUGUGGGACCUGGAGCAGACGGUGACCAAGCUGACGCGGGGAGAGCUGAGCGCUGAGGAGGUGAGCCUGGUGUGUGAGAAGGUGCUGGAUGAGGCCGAUGGGGACCACGACAGGCGACUGUCCCUGGAAGACUUUCAGAACAUGAUCCUGCGGGCGCCGGACUUCCUCAGGUGACACUCCUCUCCACCCUGCAUGAUCUGUUCCCAUG